Molecule: messenger RNA, 3674 nt
Organism: Xenopus tropicalis (tropical clawed frog)
Lineage: Eukaryota; Metazoa; Chordata; Amphibia; Anura; Pipidae
Gene: fam181a
Product: family with sequence similarity 181 member A
Exons: 2
Coding region: 234-1079 (281 amino acids)
Source: RefSeq, a predicted model, not a curated record
UUCACUUUUCUCCUAAACACAGGAAUCUCCACUUGCACCCUUGCAGGUUUGUAGUAUAACAAGAUUAGUUCUGAUCUGGAUUACAGUGAAGUUGUAUUCUUGGGAUGUAAAGGUCAUGUACAGAAUAAUCAGAAAUAAGGAAGAGUGGAUGGAUAUGUUGGGCAGGUUGGAUAAUACUGUCUAAUGGAAUAGCCUGCAUUGACUUUGUAUGGAAAUCUGUUUUUUUAAAUAUCAUGGCAUCUGACAGUGAAGUGAAGACACUUUUAAAUUUUGUGAACUUAGCAUCUUGUGAUAUUAAAGCGGCUUUGGAUAAAUCUGCCCCUUGUCGGAGGUCUGUGGACCACAGAAAAUAUUUACAGAAGCAGUUGAAAAGAUUUUCCCAGAAAUAUUCCAGAUUGCCACGAUGUACCCCAAGCAAAAGUGUGGACCUGCGCAAAGGUCUGCUGGACAGACAAAACACCACAAGCCUUAACAAUGGACUGAGUGAAAAAUCUAUGCAUGCAUUAGAAACAGAGGAAAGCAUUAUUAAGGACACUUUCACUCAAGAGAAUAGUUCUGAGGCUGGAAGACCCGAUCAGGUGCCCAUGCGAAAGAGGCACCUGCCUGCAUCAUUCUGGGAGGAACCUAGACCUUCUUCCAGUCUUCUUGAACUGCACUGUCCUUCUAGACCUGAUAUAUUUAAGGAGAGUACUGAUACCUUACUACCUCUUUAUGAAACCAAGAGAGGCAAAAACUUGGCGAUCCAUGAAAGCCAUAGCUCUUCCUCUUUCUACCCUUCUGAGGACAAGGAGUCUGGAAAAUUGCCCUCUGUGGCUUCACUUACAGAGCUGGUGAAUGCUUGUAGCUGCUGUCCAUUUCAGUACCAUGGACAAGCCAUGUACCAGCACUAUCCUGGAGAACUGUCUUCUAACCCAUUCACUGCUUUAGCCCUGUGGAGUAAAAGCACCGUGCCUACUUUAGAACUUCAGCACCUCUGUAAAGAAUCAGGCCAAAGGAUUUAUAGACAUGUGGUCCUAAAACCAAUUCCUACAAAACCAGCUGUGCACAGCUCCCUGUUUAAUGUUUUUGGAUACAUUUAGUGCCAACCUUUCAUGACAAUGCAGUUGUUUUAUUGCCAUAUUAGCAUACAGCAACAGCAUACAAUAUCUUGUGGUGAUCUGGGAAAUCAAAUCUACAACCUGAUAAACCGAAGGGCGGGAGGAUAACAUUAUACAACUAAACAAGUCUUUUAUCUAUCAAUAAAAGGAACUUAAGCUGCAAAGAUCAUUUGUCCUUCUAUCCCAAAAUUUGGUGGCUUAAAAAUAGAAUCAUUUGGGCACAUGCAGUUCAUCUAUAAAAUGUAUAAAGAAUUUGUUUUCUGGAUAUGUUAACUGAGCAAAUAAUACGAACUUUAUAUGGGUACAGUGAAAACUGAUAAAUCUGCAACUAUAAUUUAAUUGCCAGGAUUUGUAAAGUUUGUAAGCGUGCAUUGUUUACAUGUAAGUAUAAAAAGCUACAAAAAUUAUUCAUUUUUUUUGGAAAUGUUUUCAAAACGAUAUUUGUUUAGGCUGUUAACAUGGUUUUGUAGAUUUUUAUUUAUUAUUUAGAACUUCUGAAUUUGGCUAAAUAACAUUUCUUCAAAUAGCAAAUAGCAUACAGUAUUUUCUUCUGCAAUGUCAUUGUAUAAACCAAGACCAGGAUUGUUUUGAAAUAUUUUUAAUUUAUAGAAGUAAAAUAUUCCUUUUUAAAUAAACAAAUAAAUUGUGAAUUUUGCAAGAAUAUGUGUAAAAAGACUUUGUUAGGAGGACAACAUUGAAUCCUUGCAUGAGUUGCUUUAUUGUAUUAGAGCCUACCAUAUAAAAAGUACUUGCCUGUGUUAUUUUACUAAAAAAUUACUUCCCUCCUGAACUAUGGUAGCCUCCUGGCAUAUUUCAAUGUUGCUAUAUGACUUAUCCCUACCACCACUCCUCCCUAAACUGUUUGUGUUAAGGUCUUGAAGUCUUUCCUGUUGUGUUUUAUAAAAUUAGAUAAUUUAAAGUAACUGUGUUUUUUAUGCUCAGCUAACUUUUCCUAAUUACCCCAUAUUCAGUGCAUUCAAUCCUGCACUGCUGUGAACAGUCCAUGUCAGAUGUGGGGCUGAAUCACUAAGAUAGCUGCUAAAUUGCACCAGUGCGAUAAAGACAGUUUAUAUAAUUCUGGAACAGUUCUGUGUUUGCCUGAGCUUGUGCUACUGUUUUAUUUUGUUUUCAUGGCAGGAUCCAAUCCAAGAAUUUGACAGAUGUCUCACCUUGUAAACAUUUAUUCAAUUUCACAGUUGUAAACAAACAAUAUAAAAGCAAACUGUUAGAAAAAACCCAAUAAUAUAUUACAAACACACAAACAAAAAGUGCUCGUGGCAAAACAAAUAAAUUGCACAUUUUUAUAUACUAAAAAUACAGUAAUCAGUAGUUGCAACUUUUACAAUUAAAAAAAUUGGACAGUUUGCUCUUCUUAACACAAAGUUUCUCCUCUUGUAACACUGCCUGAGUGCACUGUACCAUGGCACUUCUGUAAUAAAUUAGAACCACUAUUGAUUUAUUGUAUGAAACACUGCACUGUACAGUAGAUGUGCUAUUUAGCUCACUAUUAUUACUAUACUGGUGAAAUGCUGUUUAGCAACAUUAACUGCUAUAACUCUGUAACACUGUAUUAUAUAUAUUGUAUCUGUCAGCUGUACACUGAAAACACUGCUUCAGGGAACAAAUGGGAACAGCUUUAUCAGUGAUUUACCCUCUGGAAAUCUGUUCUUAUAUACUGCAUAUCAGAAGCACUGUACACUGCAAUAAAUAGGUCCAAAGCUUUGCAAGCAGUUUACACUGCAGGUUGCUCACCAACAUUUCUUCAAGAUCAUACUGUAUUCCCCAAUGUCACAUACAUUUUAGGGUUGACAAUCACCAUAUACCUCAUACAAAAAUUAAUAAUACAACUGUAAUCCUUAGAUUAGCUUUUGUGUAAAAACUGCAGAAAAAAAUCCAAUUACAUUAAGUAAAUGUACCUUAAGUAACUGAUCAUCCAGCAGUUGUUCUGAAAAACUGAACUGAUUGACAAUGCCGGUAUAGGUGGUUUACUGUCUGAGGUUCAUGCAUGUUUUUGGACCAGAACUGCCUGUAUUUGUGGUGUUCAAGUUUCCAGAAGAGAAUAAAUAAAUUUACAAAUAAAUCUGUAUAGCAUGGCUCACAUUAAAUUAAAGUGCCCCAAUAGAUAAUAGUCAAAACAGAACUGGCUCAAAAACUUAAGUUGGAUGAAGCAGCCCUAAAAUAUUUUAGAUUUUCUCAUGAAAACACAGAAAAGUGUUAUUUCUUUAAACAAAACGUCUUUCUGAAAUCUGUUUAUAGGAUAUUGUUGUAAGUAUUCAUGUAAAAAUUAUUUCUGAGAAAACUGUACUUAUGGCUCAAUAUAAGUAUAUAUGACUUCUGAGACAGCAGUGGAAUUAGCAGGAGCUAAUCAUGUGACCCAGCAAGGGACCAUCAACAGCCUACAUGCAGAAUUAAUAGCACAAUAAACUCCCAAUGUAGGGGCCCCUGUACCAAAUUAAGGCAUUUUAUAGGAGAUGACUGAGAAGGAAACAAGAAUGUUAAGUGGAAUUAUGAACAAUGUCUGUCAUGUGCCAAAGACUAACAAUUUAACUGUUAAUAAACCACACACAUAAAUUUGAA